Molecule: messenger RNA, 822 nt
Organism: Saxophila tyrrhenica
Lineage: Eukaryota; Fungi; Ascomycota; Dothideomycetes; Mycosphaerellales; Extremaceae
Exons: 2
Coding region: 1-822 (273 amino acids)
Source: RefSeq, a predicted model, not a curated record
AUGGUCGCGACUCGAAACCACCCAAAAGAAUUCCCAGACCCCGAAACCGCGCAAGCGACAGCGCAGGAAUCGCCUCGCAAGCGCACAACUCGAACAUCGACCGCGAACAACGCAAGUCCCACCAAAGCAGUAUUUCAACCUCAAACACCAGCCCGACCGCGCGCACCCACUCUCUCGCGCACACCUCCGCAAUUAGGGUGGUCGCACACACCCUCCAACUUCACCUUGCUAUGGCUCGCCAUCAGCCUUCCGCUCGUGAUCUGGGACACAGGCUACGUCCUGCUCCGCCCGCUCUCAAUGCCUGGAGGGUCUCUCAGUAAGAUAUGGUAUCCCUACGGCAUGUACGGCACCGUCGAUUACGUAUACGGCUUCAAAGCGUACAACGCGCACGAAGGUUGGACAGCAGCCCAGGGAAUCAGCAAUGCGUUUGAAACGGCGGCGUAUAUGGUUUACUUGUACAUGGUGUAUGAGUAUGGCGAGCAGGAGCCGCGGCAAGGCAGCGGGGCGCCGGAUAAGAGUGCUAUGGGGCAGUUGAGGGCUUUGAGUGAGAGUCGGACGGUGACUGGGAGGGUGGCGGCGUUCGCGACGCUGCUUGGGUUCGGGACUGCGUUGGUGACUUGCUUCAAGACGGUAUUGUACUGGGUCAUUGAGGCUUGCGCCGGGUUCGCGAACAUUGGCCAUAAUGACUGGGCGACCCUCAUCUUGUUUUGGGGACCGAUGAACUUUGCCUGGAUCGUCGUGCCUGGCUAUCUCGUAUACGUCUUCGGCAAGGAGAUCUUGGACGGACUCGAAUCUGCCACACAGAGCAAAAAGUCGAGAUGA